AAUAGAGAAGAAAAUAGAGUCAGAACAGAUCAGUCAGAUGUUGACGGAAGAGAUGUGUUUUCAGACGUUUCUGAAAGAUGGCUACAUAAUCUGCAGAUCUUGUAGCAGCGAGCAGAUCAUUCCACAUAGGUGGAACAGAUCCGGAGAAGGGGCAGAACAAAACUUGGAUAACAGUCAAGAACAGAGACAGGUAGCAAUGUGGAUGAAAUAAAAUCCCUCGCUUUGACAGAUUGGAACUAUGGAGAGCGCCCUACAUCUGUAUUGACUGCAGUGGUGGUGAGAUCAAAAUAAUCUUCCCGUUAGUGUUCAUUCCCUUCACCUGCCCAGUGUAAUCUUCCCGUCAGUGUUUGAUAGUGCCUAAUUCUAUCCACCAUGUGCCAAACCCUUCUUGAAUUCAGUCUGUAAAAUGAGCCUCUACGAGGAUGAGAGAGAGGCGGAGGCCAGCUCUGUGUAUGUGAAGAGUAAGCACUCAAUGCCUGAUCCCCCUUCAUUCAGUAAUGGAACGGAGACAUUUGACACAAGGAAAAGGAACGGUAAAGGCAGAGCAGGAUCUUCCGUAUUUAGCUGUGUUUCCAUGAAGAGUAAUGAUUCCAUUUAUCAGCCUCCUAAUCUUCGUAAUGGAGCGGUGACCGUAGACCACAUUGAUGAAACGGAUCAUUCAAAACCUGUUAAAGCACAUCUGACAUGUACAGUCUCACUCGAGACCAACAUCAUACAACAGAGAAUCAAAGAGAAACACAAAACCAACACAAAAAGCAAGUGUGAGAAUGUAUUUGAGGGAAUCGAAGUACAAGAGAACAAAACUCUUUUAAACAAGAUUUACACACAGCUGUACAUCAUGGAGGGAGAGAGUGCAGGAAUGAAUGAAGAACAUGAAGUGUUAAAUAUGGAGAAAACACCUAAAACAAGUCAGUUGCAAGAUACUCCAAUGAACUGUAAUGAUAUCUUUAAUCCCUUACCCAAACCAAGAUGUAACCAGGCGAAAAAAGAUAAUAAAGCAAAAAUCAAGAGUGUUCUUACUCAAGGAAUCGCUGGAAUUGGAAAAACAGUCUCUGUGCAGAAGUUCAUUCUUGACUGGGCUGAAGGAAAAUACAAUCAGGAUGUAGAUUUCAUGUUUGUGCUUCCAUUCCGUCAGAUUAACUUGAUUCGAGAUUGUCAGUACAGUCUUCACAAACUUCUGCUUGACUUUCAUCCUGAACUUCAAGAUCUGGACCCAAAGAUGUAUGAAGAGUGUAAAGUUGUGUUCAUAUUUGAUGGUCUGGAUGAAAGCAGAAUUACACUUAAUUUUUCAGACAGAGAAAAGGUUUCUGACAUGAAAAAGUCUUCAUCAGUAGGGGUGAUAAUAUCAAACCUGAUUAAAGGAGAUCUGCUUCCCUCUGCUCACAUCUGGAUCACCUCCAGAACAGCAGCAGCCAAUCAGAUUCCAUCUAAAUACAUCACACGUGUGACAGAAAUACAGGGAUUCAAUGACGCUCAGAAGGAGGAAUAUUUCAGGAAGAGACUCCGCAAUGAGCAUCAAGCCGACUGCAUCAUCUCACACAUUAAAAGAGUGAAAAGCCUUCACAUCAUGUGUCACAUACCGGUCUUCUGUUGGAUAUCAUCUACUGUGCUUCAGAACAUCCUGAAUCAAGACCACACUGCAGAGAUCCCUAAAACAUUGACUGAAAUGUACAUCCACUUCCUGCUGAUUCAUAUCAAUAUGAAGAAUCGCAAGUAUGAUGAGAGCAAUCCAGAGAAACUCCUGCAAUCCAACAGAGAAGUGAUUGUGAAACUGGCUGAAUUGGCUUUCAAACAGCUGAUGAAGGGUAAUGUAAUGUUCUAUGAGGAGGACUUAAGAGAGUGUAGCUUAGAUAUCACAGAUGCUUCGCUGUAUUCUGGCAUUUGCACUGAGAUCUUCAAGGUAGAAUCUGCGAUUCAUCAUAGGAAAAUCUACUGCUUCAUACAUCUCAGCUUUCAGGAGUUUCUAGCUGCUUUCUAUGUGUUUUAUUCCCAUGUCUCUGAAAACACAGAAUCACUGCAGCUGUUUCUGGGUUAUAGAUACGAGCGGUAUAGGUCUGAUGAAAGAUCUCUCUAUGAGUUACUAAAAGUACCACUUUUGCAAUCCAUGGGUAGUGCAAAUGGACAUCUGGACCUUUUGAUUCGAUUCUUGAUGGGCAUCUCACUAGAGUCAAAUCAGAGACUCUUACAGGAUCUUCUGACGCACACGGAGAACACCUCAGAGAACAUCAAGAAAACCAUGCAGUACAUUAAAGACAAAAUCAAGGAUGGACGUGAUCUCUAUCCCGGCAGAUCCAUCCAUCUGCUUCUUUGUCUGCUUGAAUUAAAGGAUCAGUGUCGUUACAGAGAGAUUCAAGAGGUUCUUCCAUCAGAACAACUUUCUGCUUCCCACUGUUCAGCAAUAGCCAACAUGGUUCAGAUGUCAGAGGAGGUGCUGGAUGAGCUAGACCUCAACAAAUACAACUCGACACAUGAAGGAAAAUGGAGACUGAUACCAGCGGUGAUAAACUGCAGAAAAGCAUUACUUGUAGGUUGUAAUCUGCCUGAGGAGUGCUAUGAAAUUUUGGCUUCAGCUCUACAAUCAUCAAACUCCCCGCUGAGAGAGCUGGACCUGAGUAACAAUGAUUUGCAGGAUUUCGAAGUGAACAGUGGACACCAUAUGCUCGAGAAAUUGAGAUUGGCCAUUUGUAAUCUCAGUAAUAAAUUCUGUGAAGACUUGGCAUCAGUUCUAGAUUCACCAGACUCCUCCUUGAGAGAGCUGGACCUGAGUAACAAUGAUCUCAAGGAUUCAGGAGUGAAGAUGCUCUCUACUGGACUGAAGAGUCCAAACUGUCAACUGGUGAAAUUGAGGUUAUCUGGUUGUAUGGUGACCGUGGAAGGUUGUGUUGCUCUGGCUUCAGCUCUGAGACUAAACCCUUUACAUCUGAGAGAACUGGAUCUAAGAUAUAAUCACCCAGGAGAUUCAGGAAUGAAGCUGCUCUAUGAUCUACUGGAGGAUCCACACUCUAAACUUCAGAUACUGAAUGUGGAUCAUUCUGGAGAAGCCAUGAUUAAAGCAGGACUACACAAGUAUGCCUGUGAUCUCACACUGGAUCCAAACACAGUAAACACUCAUCUAUGUCUGUCUGAGGAGAACAGAAUGGUCACACGUUUGAAAAAGGAGCAGGAGUCAUAUUCUGAUCAUCCAGAGAGAUUUGAUUACUGGCCUCAGGUUGUGUGUAGAGAGAGUCUGUCUGCUCGCUGUUACUGGGAGGCUGAAUGGAGCGGGUGGAAAGGAGCUGUUAUAUCUGUGACACAUAAAGGAAUCAACAGGAAAGGUGGAGGUGAUGACUGUAGGUUUGGAUUUAAUGAAAACUCCUGGAGCAUCGAAUGCACUGAUGACACUUUCACUGUUUGGCACAAUAAAAACAGGACUAUUGUUAAUGCUCCUUCAACCCCAUCUAACAGAAUUGGAGUUUAUCUGGACUGCCCGGCUGGCACUCUCUCCUUCUACAGCAUCUCUGACAAACUCACACAUUUACACACAUUUCACUCCACAUUCACAGAACAACUAUGUGCUGGAUUCAGGAUUUAUACUGAUUCUUCUGUUUUUUUGUGUCAGAAUGAGAUUUUGUGAUACGCUUCAGCAGUUAGCAGGAUGUUCUCUUAAAUAUUUCAUAAACAACAACCAUAUUUUUAUUUAUUACAAACUAAAGUACUUUUAAUGUGUGUUGUAAGAAGUUUACAAUCUUUUCAGAGUCAGAUAUUUGAUUGGGUUUUGGUUUGCCCAGGGGUAAUUCACAUUUAAUAGUGUCUAGCGGAAGUAACUUUAGAAUGCUAGACAAUAUUAAUCAACACUGAACAAUUUCUGAAAAUUUUAUUGCGGCUAGCGAAAAUUCUCCGUGUAAAGAAGUUUGGAAAACCACUUGCCACAGCGACUGGUGACCAAAAAUGUCAGUUUGUGUAUUCACUGCUGAGGGUAAAAAAAUCUACAGGCUAUCGACAAAAACACAAAAGCCUUUGCGACUAAUAUCUACUGUAUUCUUGCUUUAACCAACAGACAAUGUGCUCCUUAAUCUUGUCCAUUUUUGCAAUACUGUAUCGUAUUAAAGGGAUGGUUCACUCAAAAAUUAAGAUUCUGUUAUCAAUUAAAGAGUUAAUUUGCCAUAACAGAUAAAGUAUUUAAAAAAUUCUAAAAUCAUGUUUUCUUUCUGUGUUUUAGUGUGUUAGUUAGCGGUGUUUACUUGUUUCGUUACUAUUACUUAACAAAAACAACCCCUCUGUCGUUUGAAUUAUAUUACUUUAAAUUCACAAUGCACAUUCUUUUAUAGUUAUCUGCUUUUGUAAAUGAGCUCUUCAUUUAUUCACCUCCCUGUCAUUUCAAACCUGUAUGACUUACUUCCCUCUGCAGAACUCAGAUACUUUGAACAAUCUUGGUAACCAAAAAUCAUUGAUACCCAUUGUAUGGACACUAAACCACUACUGAUUGUUUGUUUUUUUUAAACAUUCUUCACAAUAUUUUCUUUUUUUGUUCUGCCAAAGAUCAUACAGGUUUAAAAAUAACCAAAGGUUGAGAAACGAUGACAGAAUUUUUGGGUGAACUCUCAUUUUAAAUGUUAAGAGCCAUUUAAAACAAUAUUUUUAUUACAUUUAAAUGGCUAUAGCAUUACACUCCACAUGAGUAUUGAACUACAAGAAGCAAGACAGUUGCAAGCCUUAAAUUAGAGUUAUAGAGUAUAUAAGAGUUUUUAUGGAACAUUUGGGACAGGCAGCCCAAUUACAAUUUUUGUCAUGGGGCCCAAAAUUCCUGGUAGCGCCACUGCACAUUGUCAGAAACAAAUGUAAAAUACAAUGCAAUGCAGGUCACUUUGGUUCAAAAGCGUCUACCAAAUGCGUAAAUUUAAUUUAAAUAACUAAUAUACAUUAGUAAGACAUCUUCGGAGGUGUAUAAAGAGCGUAAUGAAGUGUUAUGUUUUUCUUAGAAUUACCUAAUCUAAAUACACCGGGUGUCCCCUUACAUGAAAUUCGCCAUGCUGUUUCUACUUUAGCCUAAACAGAUAAACUGCUCAACAGAGCGUGUUUUGUAAAUUUGUUAUCUCCUUCGGCAAAGAGGAAAAAUCCGGAAGACAUCUUAUUUCUUUGUCGGCCUUCAUAGUGCUUCGGAAGGGAGGUGGGACGGGUGGAGUGAGCCAUUUAUAGCCUCGGGAACGUAUUUUGAGCUGGUGAUGAUGUUAUUUAUUUAUUUGCCAGAGCUGAAGUGAUUGUGCCAUAGGCGAGCCUUUUAAGUGAAUGUUAAUAAUUAAUGGAAGCAAAAAUUCGAUGCUGUUAAGAAUAAAAAAUGGGGGCCCCAGGGCUUGAUGUUUUCGGGGCCCUGUUCUUU
Triplophysa dalaica is the source of this 5356-nucleotide messenger RNA. Its product is annotated as NACHT, LRR and PYD domains-containing protein 3-like. NCBI's taxonomy places the organism in Eukaryota, Metazoa, Chordata, Actinopteri, Cypriniformes, Nemacheilidae. Bases 407 to 3613 code for a protein of 1068 amino acids. The record is from RefSeq and is a predicted model, not a curated record. Gene Ontology annotation, molecular function: protein binding. The transcript has 11 exons.